Messenger RNA from Nymphalis io (European peacock), 2627 nucleotides. RefSeq names its product centrosomal protein of 120 kDa-like. The transcript is spliced from 20 exons. Lineage: Eukaryota; Metazoa; Arthropoda; Insecta; Lepidoptera; Nymphalidae. Bases 88 to 2610 code for a protein of 840 amino acids. Gene Ontology annotation, biological process: interkinetic nuclear migration; positive regulation of centriole elongation; centrosome cycle. The record is from RefSeq and is a predicted model, not a curated record. Gene Ontology annotation, cellular component: centrosome; centriole.
UUUAGUUAUUUUGAAUUUAGAAGUAUUUAUUUACAUGUGUAAAAUCAAAUUUUAACCUUUUAUUCAUAUUUUUAAAAUAAAACAUUGAUGGACGAACUACGAGGUCCAACAAUCCAAAUAGUUCUAAACGUCAGAGAAGGACUUGGUUUCGGAUUCCUUAAGUGCCCAUUUAUAGUAUGUGGUUCUUUAAAUGGUUACAUGCUAGAGACGGAUCCAGUUGUACCAUCUCAUGCACCAGUGUUUGACGCAGAACUUGUUUGGGAAGCAGAUAAAAGGCGAUUUAGGAGCCUACGGGUUCAAAAUGUACCAGUUAAAAUAGAAGUGUACACAACCAGUACACAAGGCAGAAAGGAUAAAAUUGGCUACUUAUUGUUAAGUCUACUUGGAGCACAACCCUGUCCUAAUAAUAAAGUUGUUGAUAUAAAACACACAUGGCACAAAUUAUUAGGUGUGAAAUCGGAAGGCAAAUGUUGUCAUCCACAGCUUCUCAUGAGCGUCUCAGUGGAAGACAGAAUAAGCACACCAACACCUCGUAAUGAACUACGUAUGUUCCAUAGCAAUGAAGUUGCCUUUCCGACAGUACGCUCCCACAAAAAUGUCACAAAACCCGAAAAUCAUACUAUGUUAUUAUCAUUGAAUGAUUACAUAGCUGAAAGUAAGAAAACAGUUUCAUGUCCAGAACUCCGACCGAAACUUAUAUGUGAUGAAGGUCUUAUACAAAUAGGUAGUGACAACCAUUUGUUUGUGCUGGAGUUGCUGAUAGGCACAGUGGAGAAUUUAGAUUUAUUGAUAUCUCCUGAUUCAAAGCAUGAAGAUUUAAGUUGCUAUGUGACAUAUUCAGUUUUUACACACACUAUUACAACUGACAGAGUGGCCGUGUCGGGCACGCGUGCGCAGCUGAACCAGCGCUCGUCGCUGCGCGUGCGCAGCUCGCUGGGCUGCCUCUCGCGCUACUUCGGCCGCUGCCCGCAGCUCGUGGCCACGCUGCGCGCCGACGGGGACGUGGGUGUAUGCAGCAUGGAUCUACGUAAACUGGUUCCGACGGAUGAUAUCGAUCAGUUCCUGAACAACUUCUGCAACGAUGACAACUCGCUAACCGUACACGAAAGGUGUUUUAUGCUGAGAUGCGACGGCGGAGAAAAUAAAGAUAGCAGGAAACCUUAUAUGGAUGUGGAAAUGAGUUUGAAGUACCUUGGAGUUAAGAACGAUAUGCAAAAACCAUCGCUUUUAUCGGCCCGAAGUGCUACUCGACUAGAAAGCGAAAGAGGGAACGGUGAUUUGGAGAAAGGAAAUAUUCUUGAAGUCAAGUGUGGUAGUUGCACUGAUCUGAAUGCUGACGUGGGGGGCGUGGCCUACACUAAUAUUGCACCUGGAAAUACUACUAGGUAUAAAACGGCGUCAGGCGACGCCAUAUUGCAGACCAACGAGCUGGCGGAGCUGAUAAAGAAGAUGUGCGAGUCGCUCGCACGCACGCGGCCUUCGCGCGACGCGCACGUGCAGUGCGCGGGUGUGCACGAGCUGGACGAAAAACCGGUACAGUUGAAAACGACUAAAAGCGAUACAAGUAUAAAAAAUACCGAAAAUGAUGCGAAUGCAAUAAACAGCGCUCUUUCAUCAGCGGAUCGCGACACCGUUAUGAAGAAAUACGUUGAGGAACUCGAGGAUUGGAAGGAGAAACAGCAGGAACUAUUUAAAAUACAGUUGAAACGUAAGGAGGAUUAUCAUCUCGACCUCCUUGCCAACGAGUGGGAGAAGCGACGGAGCGAGCUGGAGUAUAAGUUGAGCAAGGGCAUCGAGCAGUGUCGCAACCUCGCCGCGGACCUCAGCCGAGCCACCGAGGACUUCCGCUUACGGGGGUACAGGAACACGGAGAGAGAGAGGAAGUUGUUAGACGCAAAGAAGGCUUUGGAAGCGCACUACACCUCUAAGUAUCAAGAGUUAAGGGAGGCGUCGCAGAAGAUGGAAGACGAUAUGAAUCACCAGCUUAAAUUGAAGGAUAUGAAUAUUGAAGAGUUACAGCAGAAAGUGCAAUUACUGAAAAAAAAUAAUGAUGUCCUUAAGAACAAUAUGAAAAAUUUCGAGAAAACGGCAGAGAAUAAAUACUCGGGCCUGACGAAAGAUCAAACUGCGAGUCUCAUACAAGAAUUGCGAUGUUUGGAAGAAAAGUUAGACAGUGCAGUUCAGUCCAAGGCCUUCUUUAAGGAGCAGUGGGGCCGAGCGGUCAGGGAGCUGCACCUCAUUAAGCUCAGCACUCGUCGGCAAAUGCUGACCCAGCUGCGCCAGGAGAGGCGGCAGCUAGGGGAAAUGAGCCUGGACCCCAUUGAGGACAAAGAAGAAAAUAAUCAAUGUCACAUCGAUAUAGAUAAAUUAAAAGACAACUAUUACGUUGAAAUACUAGCUAACAGUCCUGCAUUGAACUCGCAUACAAUUUUAAGCCCAGAUCUGGAGUUGUGUGAUUUGAAAAAUUUUACUAAAACCCCAUCAAGCGAUAAACUUGGAGAACUUAUCAUGCAGAGAGAUCAACUGAUAAGACAAGAUAAUCCCGACGAAGAAACAAUCAAGCAGCUUAAUCAUGAAAUAAGAAAUAUGCUUAUUAAUUGUGGUACUUGACCUAAGCUUUAUACAGA